Messenger RNA from Dacryopinax primogenitus, 634 nucleotides. RefSeq lists its product as uncharacterized. The transcript is spliced from 3 exons. NCBI's taxonomy places the organism in Eukaryota, Fungi, Basidiomycota, Dacrymycetes, Dacrymycetales, Dacrymycetaceae. Gene Ontology annotation, biological process: mitochondrial translation. The record is from RefSeq and is a predicted model, not a curated record. Gene Ontology annotation, cellular component: mitochondrial ribosome; mitochondrial large ribosomal subunit. The coding region runs from base 1 to 630 and encodes 209 amino acids. Gene Ontology annotation, molecular function: structural constituent of ribosome.
AUGUCAUUCCUACGCCGUCUCCCUUCCUUCCUCCCUUCCCCAUCCACUUCCCGUGCUCUCCCCAUUACCUUCAUCAGGUCAUACGCUGUCCCACGCCCUUCAGCAUAUACGAACCCUCCCCCACCGCCUAAAGUCCCACCCCCAAACCCGGACGGCACACUCCGUCCCCACCUGGGCGUCGUCACCAGCCCGAAUCAUGGCUUGUUCGGCUUCUUCCAUAGGGAUAAGGAUGACAAAGUCGUCACGCUCGAGAUGAGGGAUAAGAGGACCGAAUUCUCUGGCAGGAGCUGGUCGGCCCCGGAACUGAGACGCAAGUCCUUCCUCGACCUGCAUACCCUGUGGUACAUCCUCAUACGGGAACGGAACGUCCUCCACACUCAGCUAGAAGAGUGGAAGAAAGUGGGCGGAAAGCCGGAACAUUUUGCCAAUAUCGAUAAGCUGAACAACCGCUGCCGCAAAUCCCUAGCCCGUAUAAAAGCGAUCCUAAACGAGCGCAGGCUAGCAUUCAAACAAGCACGACGAAUAACCGCCAAAGUCGAGAAGAACAGGAUAAAUACCGAACGUCGCUGGGCGCGAAAAGCUGCCGCAACAGCAGGAGAAGCCGGGGCGCCUGUAGCGGAGACGGUAUAGGCCG